AUGGCGAUGCGUGGAGGACCGAAGUUUGCAUGCAUGGCUCCCAUCAAGGCAGCUCUGCGGUCCUUGGGCCAGGCCAUGUAUCAGACCUAUGCCCCGAAGGGCGUUCAUGUGGCUCAUGUCGUCAUCGAUGGAGUCAUUGAGUCUCCGAACACCAAAGCUUGGGCUUCCAAGGUCAUGCUACAGGAUCCGGCGGACUUGGCUGAUGCCUUCUUCGCGCUGCAUGAGCAGAAGCCGUCUGUUUGGUCUUAUGCGCCUUGGAUGCAUCAAGGGUUUUCGGGAGCCGAUGUCGUCCUCGAGUUCCGCUGCCAGGAGAUUCAGCUGACGCCCUGCAGGGAGUCCGUGGGCAUGAACAAGCCUGUGCGACUUCUGGCGGCUGUCUUCCGGAGUUGCGACUUCGACCUUUGCGAGCGGUGCUUUUCCACGGCAAAGAAGGCCAUCGAGAACUUCCAGCGGCUUGGUGUUCGCGCUGGCGGUGUUGGCCUCGACACGCUCAUGGAGUAUAUGGAGUCAUGGAGGGGACGAGGCUUAUUUCUCGGACAGACAGGCGAUGUCCGAGCUGGGGAUAUUUGGCUCUGGUUGGCUGAGCGUUCUGGCAGCAGCAAGGGUCGGCAAACGAUGUUGACGGCUUGCAAUCCGAUCAGCCGCAGAUGCCUUUGCUGCAGCAGAUUCGUUGCGGCGGAACUCUGUCCGUUUCUUUCCGUCUCUCAGCUUGCAUCUUGUUUCGGGUCGCGGCAACACCGUCUUGCCAGCUUCGGCAAUAGACUCUUGCAAGCUUGGAGAGACGUGUCAGAAGGCUUGGAGUGCCUGACACUGACUGCUGUGAUGUACAUGUUGCUGCUGCUUAGCCUCCCCCUUGAGUGUUCCGUUGGGAGGCACCUUAACGACAAGAACCUUUGCCGGACGGAGGCCUCUGGCCGUGCGAGUGCCGCUCGGCUGCGCAGGUGUAUCCUGGACGCUGACUUGUCUUCCCGAGCAUCCUUCGGCGAGUGUUAG
Symbiodinium sp. CCMP2592 is the source of this 993-nucleotide messenger RNA. NCBI's taxonomy places the organism in Eukaryota, Dinophyceae, Suessiales, Symbiodiniaceae. The record is from the annotation of a GenBank genome assembly.